AUGGCCCUGACGAUGAACCCGCCCUCGAGGUGGUCCAACAAGAGGCAGAAGGUGUUCAAGUCUGUCUUUGACACGGAAAUCUCGCAGCCUACGCCUUAUUCGACACCCUCAAAGAGGUUCACCGCGCAAAGCGAGCCAUUCGGUGGCACACCGCAGUCACCACAGCCACCACACCACCAGUCUCCCUCCCGCUCGCACUUUCGCGGCGGCAGCAAGGCCUUGAACCACCCAGGAUCCCCUCCGUCGACGCUCCCAGGCAUCCAGUCCACUGAAGCCAGCGACCAAGUUCGCUGGGAUCGAGCGUGGCAUGUCGUCACGACCUGUAUCCAGUUACCUGCCUCGGUUGCCGCGGAAGACUCCUUCGGGACCCUGGCGACGGAAUCGCAGGACCAUGAUGCCGAGUUCCAUGACAGUCUGAGCCUGGUACUGCAUCCCGAGAGACACGUCCAGCAUGCCACUCACACGGAGGACAUUCUCUCCUGGCACACCCAGCAGGUUCGCCACCACUUCGCCCAUCACGUCCUGCCCCUGCUGUCUGCAUGCAACAGCUACGGAGACCAGGGCCAGGUUCUUCUGGGGAGCAUCCAUACGCUAGAAGCAGCCCACCGCCAGUAUCUCUACGGCCUGUCUCUUGUCGUGCGGGGUCUCGAGUCCAGGAAGGCGGACAUCGCGGUCGACAAGUUCCGGCGCGAUUUGCACGCAGUCAUCGGCAACUCCAUAUCACAGGCGCUUAUGGAAUCUCUCCGUGCGGUCCUGGGUCGCUUGAUGAGGGAGGUUCUGGGCAUGCAGGCCUGGCCUUCGUCUGGGAGAUCUUGGGAGACAGCCCUGCAAGGGGAUGGCCAGGCAGCAGCGGCGGCGGAAGCAGCGCGGCAAGAGCUGCUGCAGAUGGUCGAGACACUACACAAGGUCGGCCUUGCGGGCGAGCGGUUCCAAGUGCUGUUUGCCGAGUUGAUGGAUGCAACAAUGGCCGAGCACAUCAAGACAUCCUUCGCCGGGGCUUGGGCGCAAUCAAAGGCAGACGGCAGGAAGGAUGCGCCACGGUCUUCGCUGACCGCUCGCGCAGCGAAGCACAGCACACCUUCACGCUGCAUUGCUGCACUCAGUGAUUGGGUGGAAAACCGCUACUCCCGGUUGGCGGUCGAGGUGUUUGCGCGCCUUGAUAGCGGGGAGAUUGCCUGGGGCGAUGUCGAAAAGUGGAAGGAGAUUGCAGUCGGGAGAUUAGCAGUCAUGCGCAUCCACGAGCUUUUCGACAUUGUGUUGCAAUGGCCAGAGAGUAGGGGGGCGCUGGACGACCUGCGCAUGGCCAUCACCACGCCGCAGAGACGGCUGCAGUUGACGGAUACGUUUUCGGCAGCGUUACAGAAGCGUUUGCUUCACCCGGGACGGUCGACGCUCGAUAUACUUCGCGUGUACAUCUCCAUGAUUCGGACCUUUCACGCUCUCGACCACUCCAAAGUACUCCUGGACCGAGUGGUCCAUUCCCUGCAGCUCUACUUGUGCCAGAGAGAUGACGCCAUCCCCAUCGUCGUCACCGGCCUGCUGUCCAGUCCGGAAGAUGUCGACACGGCCGGCAAAACCAAACUCGUGGAGCUCGCGGUUCUCCUCAACGACCCCUCACAGCAGCGGCGUCCGGCGACGGAUGACGAGGAGCUGGACUGGGACGACAUGGAGUGGAUCCCCGAUCCGGUCGACGCGGGCGUGAACUACAAGCGCCCCAAGUCCGAAGACGUCAUUGGCACUCUCAUCAACGCCUUGGGCUCGCAGGACAUCUUCAUCAAGGAGUUCCAAAAUAUUAUUGCGGGCAGACUGCUGUCUACUCAAACAGACUUCCCCCAAGAGAUCAGAGUGCUUAACCUGCUCAAGAAGCGCUUCGGCGAGAACGCUUUGCAGAACUGCGACGUCAUGAUCAGAGAUAUCCAAGACUCUAGGAGAGUCGAUGCGACCAUCACCAAGAACGUCAGGACGGGCCACAUCGGUGGUCCUCCUCGCCGAUCCAAGGACCUUCCGUCCUACCACACCAAGAUUCUUUCUCGGCUCUUUUGGCCCGGCAUGGACAGGGAGCACUUUAUCCUGCCACGCCCCGUCGUCGAAAUGCAGGGCCGCUACGAUGAGGAGUUUGAACGUCUCAAGUCUUCACGCAAGCUCACGUGGCUCAACAAUCUCGGCAUCGCAACGGUCAAUCUGGAGCUGGAGGACCGCACGGUCGAGCAGGAGUGCAAGACGUACGAAGCCGUCGUCAUCUACGCCUUUCAAGAGGACGACGCCGACCCGGAAGCUGUCCCUGUGCGGCGUACGGUUGAACAGCUGGAGGAGAUGCUGCAGAUGGAUGACGAUCUCAUCCGCUCUGCUAUACACUUUUGGGUGAGCCACCGCGUCCUGCGUGAAACCGAACCCGGCACGUUUGUCGUCCUUGAGAGGCUCGAAGACGAUGUCGACAAGGACGCGUCCGCCGCCGGGCCUUCCGACGGCGACGCGCGCGCCCCUCCGUCUGGCGACUUUUCACCCAAGAAGCCGGCGCUCGACGCAAAGGAGAAGGAGAAGCGGCAGGUCUACUGGCAGUUCAUCAUCGGCAUGCUCACCAACUCGAGCCCGGCGAUGCCGCUUUUCCAGAUUGCCAUGAUGAUGAAGAUGCUCAUCGCGGACGGGUUUCCCUGGAGCAACGAGGAGCUGCAGGAGUUCCUCGGCGAGAAGAUUGCCGAGGGGGAGCUGGAGCUGGCGGGCGGAAAGUACAAGCUCCCGAAGAAGUGA
Molecule: messenger RNA, 2748 nt
Organism: Colletotrichum chrysophilum
Lineage: Eukaryota; Fungi; Ascomycota; Sordariomycetes; Glomerellales; Glomerellaceae
Exons: 1
Coding region: 1-2748 (915 amino acids)
Biological process (GO): ubiquitin-dependent protein catabolic process
Cellular component (GO): anaphase-promoting complex
Molecular function (GO): ubiquitin protein ligase binding
Source: RefSeq, a predicted model, not a curated record